CCCAUGGCUCUAGAGGAGCUGGGCAUCAGCCUGUCCAUGAUCGGCGUCGCUGGGACCAUCCUGAUCUGCGCCCUGCCCAUGUGGAAGGUGACGGCCUUCAUCGGCACGCACCUGGUGGUCAUGCAGGUGUUCUGGGAGGGCCUGUGGAUGACCUGUGUGAGCGAGUACACGGGUCAGCUGCAGUGCAAGCUCUACGACGCCCUGCUGGACCUGGCGCCCGACCUGCAGGCCGCUCGAGGCCUCAUCUGCAUCAGCCUGGUGCUGGGAUGUCUGGGAUUCCUCGUCUUCCUCCUGGGAGCCCGCUGCACCAACUGCCUGAGCCACCCGAGGAUAAAGGGCCGGGUGGUGCUGGGCUCCGGGGCCAUCUUCUGCCUGUCGUCGCUGACCACCAUCGUGGCCGUUUCCUGGACGGCCAACACCGUCAUCCGCGACUUCCACAACCCGCGGGUCCCCGAGGUGCUGAAGAGAGAGCUCGGAGCGGCCUUAUACAUCGGCUUCGUGACCUCUGGCCUGCUGUUCUGUGGGGGGGCCAUUCUGUGCACCAGCUGCCCGCCUCAGAGGUCCAGGUUCCCCUCCAGCGGGUACAUCCGGGCCAGGAGCCCCCCCCAGGGCAGCUAUGCCAUCAAAAACUAUGUCUGA
Molecule: messenger RNA, 639 nt
Organism: Limanda limanda (common dab)
Lineage: Eukaryota; Metazoa; Chordata; Actinopteri; Pleuronectiformes; Pleuronectidae
Product: claudin-4-like
Exons: 1
Coding region: 4-639 (211 amino acids)
Biological process (GO): cell adhesion; bicellular tight junction assembly
Cellular component (GO): bicellular tight junction; plasma membrane
Molecular function (GO): structural molecule activity
Source: RefSeq, a predicted model, not a curated record